Molecule: messenger RNA, 2986 nt
Organism: Sander lucioperca (pikeperch)
Lineage: Eukaryota; Metazoa; Chordata; Actinopteri; Perciformes; Percidae
Product: keratinocyte-associated protein 3
Exons: 6
Coding region: 151-813 (220 amino acids)
Source: RefSeq, a predicted model, not a curated record
UCAAGCCACGGGUAAUUUACAGGUGAGUUUCCUGACGUCAUAAGGAAGUGGACAGAGGGACUUUGGAGUUUCUGUUUCUCUGUUGUUGAACAGUUGCUCAAAAAUAACGGCUAUUCGUUUAUUCAAAAGGAAACUUCUGACAGCAGAGAGAUGUGCACUUUUGAUAAGGACAAAGGGCCAAGAAGGCUGAUGAAAAAGGGAUUAACUCUCAUCCUGGUCGGCCAUAUUAACUUCAUCCUUGGAGCUAUUGUCCAUGGCAAUGUCCUCCGCCACAUUUCCAAACCCAGCCAGCAUAUCACCACUGAAUAUACUGUAGCCAACAUCAUCUCUGUCACCUCUGGCCUGCUGAGCAUUGCUGCUGGGAUUAUUGCCAUUGUGGUGUCAAGGAACCUGCAUGUGUUAAAACUGCAAAUAGGACUUCUAAUUGCAUCAUUCCUAAACGCCCUGCUCUCAGCAGCAUGCUGCACUGGGCUCCUCUUGGCAAUUAGUGUCACUGUUGCCCACAAUGGUGAGGGUUUGAUGCUGGGAUGCAAUGACACAAUGGUGCCCACCAAUGCUCGCUCACCUGUCAGUGCCAGAUGCCCGUUUGAUACAACAAGGAUCUAUGACACCACCCUGUCGCUGUGGGUUACUUGUGCUUUGUUGGCAGCGGUUGAGGCUGGACUGUCUGUCUGGUGCUUCAUCGUUGGAUUGGCCCUCAGAGGACUGGCACCCUGUGGGAACACCUACAUCAAAGAGCAGUUGGAGGAAGAAGCUGAGUGCAGUCCCCGCAGUCGACGCCUGAUUGGUCAGCGCUUGAACCCUGAUGCCUAAUUGAUCAAAAAGCAGGAAGGACACCACUCCGCAUAGACAAGCACAGCUGAAUCCCAAAAGGCAUUGCUACACCUGUAUUGAGACCAGUACAAUUGCCCUACAGUCACCUAGGUGAGUGUCACUGUCAAUUUAAAGAAACUGGUUCUUGCUUUGUGGUAUCUUACAGCCACAUACGCUGAUUCACAGAUGGGUUACCAGGUGGCUCAAUUUGUUGUCAUUUAUAAACCAAACAGUUUAUCUUGUGUGUGAAGCUGUGAGCAGAAUACAGUUGGGUUAAUGUGAUGAAACCAAUAAAUGGUAAAUUGAUUUACAGUGACACACAAUGACUCACACAAUGUACGUUUCAGUAAGUGCAUUCCAAAGUCCAGAUCCUUUUGUGCAGAUAUUGAGAUUCAGUAUGCAUAUAUAUGCGUGUGGAAGCUAAAAUGAGAUACAAAUUUAGUAUUAUUACUUAUCAGUAUCCAUCCAUGACUGUUUAUGUUCAAUAGUACAGAAUUUGUCAUAUGAAGAAACCUCUGGUUAUGAAGAAUAUAAACAAAUUAUUUAGCAAAAAUAUUUGGUAAUUAAAGUAUAUUUUAGUUUUUAUGAACUCAUUUUCAGCAAAACAUAUUUUAUAGUUCUAAAGGUUUUUAAUAUGAUACUGUUUGUACAGAUUCUAAAACACUCCACUGCAUUUGAGAUGCAUUCAACAAACCAUAAUUGUCAAUGUUUGCCAACAUACAAGUUUAAUUUCCAUAAAUAAUGAUGAUUCAUGCUAGCUGCUUAUGCACAAUGGUAAACUGUUAUGUGGAGUCAUAUAAUGUCAAUUGUUUGUGUUUGCUAUAAAUUGCCUAAUUAUUUUUAUUUCUAUGCGGAUACAGUAUUUGGUUUCACAUUGAUUGAAGUUUUUUUUUUUUUUUACAUUGUGUUCAUUUUAUUUUAAAUGUUCUUCUCACCAUGUCAUUAUUUGUCAGUCUUGUGCUAGAGUUGAUUGAAUUUCAUUUUUUUUUUUUAAAUGCCUUAGAGAGAAAACACAAACUAUUUGAAAAACUAUGUAAAAAUGUAGGGUUGAUCAGCUCCCACAGGAUAUAAUCAAAAAGCAUGUUUAACUGUUUUGUUUAACUGUACUGUUUUGUUGUUUUUGCUUUUAGUAAGACAUACAGUGGCAAAAUGACAAAAGAAUGGAGAAACUGAAAUAGCUCAUUUAAAUCUUAUUCUGUAUGGACCCAGAGUUACAGAAGGUCUCGUCACCUAAAAUUCAGAUUGCUAAAAUGCAGUGCCAAGCACCUAUUUUAAGAAAGAUGCCCUGAAUUAAAAAUAAUCAGGAUUGCAGCAUAGCUGUUUGGAUUGAGUUCAUUUGUGUACUGGUAUGUACAGUAUACAGUGAUUAAAUGUUGAGUGGGGAAAUAAGAGGUAAAACCAGUAUGUGGGCCAGCUGCCUCAGCUGGCACAAACCCCCCACAACUCAACGACAGAGAUGAUCAGAUCAGCGGUGAAACGGUUAAUCUAAUGUCGUGCUCAAUUGUGUGGAAGGGAAUCAUAGCACGCAGUACUAAUCCUCAGGCUGUAAGGGAUAAAUAUUGACAUAGUGCUGACUGAUACAAUCCCAACAAAUCUGUUAGGCCAUUUCAGUCAAUAUGACGUUGAUGUCACACUGUGAACUCAUGAAAUAUAUAUUUAAAAUCACAAGAUGAAUGAGUAUAAAUGCAAGUUUAUUGUGGUAUCGGGACAAAUGAACUGAAUUCAAGCAAAGUUGUAUGUUGUGAUAUAUUGUAUGUUUGAGUGCAUUAUCAGUUGGUUCUUGUGGACAUCGGCUCCUGUGAAGUAAUGGUUCUCCCAUAUCUGAGGUUUACGUAAAAUGCAGUCCAAUUAUAAAUGUACCACAACUCAUAUUUUUCUUUAAAUAAUUGACCAUCUAGCGAAUCACUAAUUUGUGAAAGGGUAUUUAUUAUUACUUAGAUUUCCAGUGUUAAAACAAGCUUGUAUUAUUUUCUUGAAAUUGAUCAACUUGAAAACACAAUUUAAAUGUUUAAAAAAAUGCACUGAUUUGAAAGACUUAAAGUGCACUUAUCAGGCUAAAUCGAUAAUCCAAAAAUGUUGUUUCCAAAUGAGAAUUUGCCUGCUAGGCCAAAACCAGUGUCAUCAUCACUCAUCAUUUUCACCUGAUUCAAACUGAUUAAACUGUUAAAGUUGU